AUGACUGUUGAAGAUAUUCAAAAAGCUAAGGCAGCUAUUCCAUUUAACAGAGAACAAUUAGAAAGUGUUCUAAGAGGUAGAUUCUUCUACGGUCCAUCUUUCGACUUAUAUGGUGGUGUCGCCGGUUUAUACGACUAUGGUCCACCUGGUUGUGCUUUCCAAGCCAAUAUUGUUGAUAUCUGGAGAAAGCAUUUCAUUUUAGAGGAAGAUAUGUUAGAGGUUGACUGUACUAUGUUGACUCCUCACGAUGUCUUGAAGACUUCUGGUCAUGUUGACAAAUUCUCUGAUUGGAUGUGUAAAGAUAAGAAAACUGGUGAAAUUUUCAGAGCUGAUCAUUUGGUUGAAGAAGUUCUAGAAGCCAGAUUGAAAGGUGACAAAGAAGCCAGAGGUGUUGUUUCCGAGGAAGUUGAAGAGAGUGAUGACAAGAAAAGAAGAAAGAAGAAGGUCAAGCAAAUCAAAGCUGUCAAAUUAGAAGACGCUGUUGCAAAGGAAUACGAAGAAGUUUUAGCAAAGAUUGAUGGUUACUCUGGUACUGAAUUAGGUGACUUAAUGGAAAAAUACAAGAUUGGUAACCCAGUUACUGGUGACGAAUUGGAACCACCAAAGGCUUUCAACUUAAUGUUUGAAACUGCUAUUGGUCCAUCCGGUGCUAUGAGAGGGUUCUUAAGACCUGAAACUGCACAAGGUCAAUUCUUGAACUUCAACAAAUUAUUAGAAUUUAACAACGGUAAAACUCCAUUCGCCUCCGCCUCUAUUGGCAAAUCCUUCAGAAAUGAAAUUUCCCCAAGAGCUGGUUUAUUGAGAGUUAGAGAAUUCUUAAUGGCUGAAAUUGAACAUUUCUUAGAUCCUCUAGAUAAAUCUCAUCCAAAAUUCGAAGAAGUUAAGCACAUUAAAUUAUCUUUCCUGCCACGUGAAGUACAAGAAGCUGGUUCUACUGAACCUGUUGUUAAGACAAUUGGAGAAGCCGUUGAAUCUAAGAUGGUUGACAAUGAAACUUUAGGUUAUUUCAUUUCUAGAAUUUACCAAUUUUUAACCACCAUCGGUGUCGAUGAAACUAAAUUAAGAUUCCGUCAACACAUGGGUAAUGAAAUGGCCCAUUAUGCUACUGACUGUUGGGAUGCCGAAUUGAAAACUUCUUACGGUUGGAUUGAAUGUGUUGGUUGUGCUGAUAGAUCCGCUUACGAUUUAACCGUUCAUGCUAACAAAACUAAAGAAAAGUUAGUAGUUAGACAAAAAUUGGAAACCCCAGUUGAAGUUACCCAAUGGGAAAUAGAUUUAACUAAAAAAUUAUUUGGUCCUAAAUUUAGAAAGGAUGCUCCAAAGGUUGAAGCUUUCUUAUUGAACUUAUCUCAAGAAGAAUUAGAAAAGAAUGCAGCUUUGCUAAAAUCUGACGGUAAACUUACUUUCACCGUUCCAGAAGUUGAAUCUGAAGUUGAAUUAGAUGACAAAUUCAUUACUAUUGAAAAGAGAACUAAGGUCGAACACGUCAGAGAAUACAUUCCAAAUGUCAUUGAGCCAUCUUUCGGUAUUGGUCGUAUCAUUUACGCUGUAUUUGAACAUUCAUACUGGAGCAGACCAGAAGAUACUGCUAGAUCUGUUUUAUCGUUCCCACCAUUAGUUGCUCCAACGAAGGUUCUAUUGGUUCCUCUAUCUAAUCAUAAGGAUUUAGCUCCAGUUACCGCAAAAAUAUCUAAGGUCUUAAGAAAAGAAAAGAUUCCAUUUAAGGUUGAUGACUCUGGUGUGUCUAUCGGUAAGAGAUACUCCCGUAAUGAUGAGUUAGGUACACCAUUUGGUGUUACUAUUGAUUUCGAAUCUGUUAAGGACGGUUCCGUUACUCUAAGAGAAAGAGACAGUACUAAGCAAGUAAGAGGUUCCGCUGAAGAUAUCAUAAAGGCCAUCCGUGAAAUUACAUAUAACGGUGUCACAUGGGAAGAAGGUACAAAGAACUUAGAACCAUUCGUUACUAACAUUGAUUCCGAAUAA
Molecule: messenger RNA, 1983 nt
Organism: Tetrapisispora phaffii CBS 4417
Lineage: Eukaryota; Fungi; Ascomycota; Saccharomycetes; Saccharomycetales; Saccharomycetaceae
Gene: GRS1
Product: glycine--tRNA ligase
Exons: 1
Coding region: 1-1983 (660 amino acids)
Biological process (GO): mitochondrial glycyl-tRNA aminoacylation
Cellular component (GO): cytoplasm; mitochondrion
Molecular function (GO): ATP binding; glycine-tRNA ligase activity
Source: RefSeq, a predicted model, not a curated record